AUGAAAGAAAUCCUUAUAGUAUCAACAGACAAAGGUGGUAAAACAGUAGUAAUGGAGCAAACCGAAUAUAUCACUAAAAUUCAAGACAAAUUAAAUGAUGAAUCACUAUUUGAAAAAAAACUUAUAUCUGAAGAUCGUACACGAAUGACGUACAGUGAUAAAUUAGCUAAACUUAUUAUUACAACAUCUAUUCGAGCUGAUACAGGUCGAUAUUUAAUUCGUUUAGUUAAUGAUUCUAGUGAAGAAACUGGUGAUUGUGAAGUUAUUGUUCUUGGCCCACCAUCAAUACCACGUAGUUCAUUAGAAGUUAAAGGAGUUACAAAAUCGAGUGUUACACUUUCUUGA
Messenger RNA from Rotaria sp. Silwood2, 345 nucleotides. Lineage: Eukaryota; Metazoa; Rotifera; Eurotatoria; Philodinida; Philodinidae. The record is from the annotation of a GenBank genome assembly.